AUGUCAACGUUAAACUAAUUCCAACAGAAACUUUCUUAUGAUAAAUAUGUUCUUUAAUAUGAAGUGAAACACUAAAAAAAAGUCCUCAAAAAUCGGGCGACAGGGUUUUCAGAUACAACGUCGGAAAGUUUAUGUUUUGUUCGUUUUCUGACGAUGUCCAUUACCAUACACCAUAUCUCUCGUUUUCCUACUUCCGGUUCUGACGUAAACAAAGCGUCUGCAAAGUUUACUGUGAAAGUGUUACAUUAUCCGUUUAUUUAACCACCAAGACGAAUAUAUUUCAAAGGAUUGGUAAAUAUACGUUUAUUUGCAACAAUAAAUACAACAUUUACGCCACUAUGACUUUUUAAAGAGGCGAAAAUAAGCAAGGUCUUUUAAUGUUUUAUGUUUUUCGCGAUUUGUUUACUAGAGGCUAAUACACUUUAUUAUGUCCAGUAUUGGCCACAUAUGCUUUAGUACAGUAAACAUACGUAUUUAUAUCUAUAAUGGUAAUGAAAAAAACAGGUAUUUAUGAAAAAAAUAAUAGAAAAACACGUUGCCUAAUAAGGAAUAUAACCAAAAAAAAAUCUACGGAAGCGUUUUUGGGUCAUAAAUUUAAAAAUGGAAAAACUCUGCAAAUAGGCUAUUGCGUUUAUUUUUGACUGAAAGUAACGAAUAUAUAUUAUUAUUAUUCGAAAUAAUAUUUGUUUUUCGUUAAAUUGAUUAAGAAAAGAUAUUAUGAUUCAUUGUAAAGUUUUAAUUGUAGUGAAUUGUAACAUAGUAAACCCAUUUAUUUCUAUUUAAAACGAAAAAAGUAAAUUUAUUUUAUUUAUUUUUUGUUCAUUUCAGGAAAUAUGGAAUGCGUAGCACGAUUAAUUAUAUUUGAAACACUGUUAAAGAGAAGCUGAUGAAACAGAUGUACAUUAUCUUUGAUUACUGCUGCUUACUGCUUUUUCUGGCGAUGAGCAUGAACACUGAGCAGCAAGCCUGUGUUAUUUGUAAAGUAAAAGAUGAAGGUCCUACUGCCAAGCUUGGUACAAAGGGGUGCAUGAGUUUAGUGACAGUUAGCAAGAAGAAAGGUGAUCUGCUAUGUGUUUCUCCGGGCCAGAUAGUACAUCUUGAGUGUAGGAGGGUCUACUGUCACCCAAACCAGCUUAGAACAUCAAAAGAAAAGUCUGAUUUAAGCUCUAGUGUAAAGACACGGAAAUCUGGUGAAACAGCAUUUGAUUUUGAAAGUAAAUGUAUCUUUUGUGGUACUGACGCAAAACAAAAUGAAAAUAAAAGAGGUUAUGACGUUUUCCCAGUUAGAACUCUAGAAUUUCAGCAAACAAUAAAAAAUGUGUGUAAACAGAGAAAUGAUGAAUGGGGAAAUGAUGUACUUUGUAGGCUUGAAUUUGUACACGACCUUCCAGCUGCUGAAGCUCGAUAUCAUCAAGUAUGUAGCGUUAAUUUUAGGACAGGUUAUCAAAUUCCUACGCCAUAUAAAUCUCCUGUUAAUUCUCAAAAAAGAAAAAAGGUAGACCAACUAAAAAAGAAAUAGAAGACGCAUUCUUUGAUACCAUGAAGUAUUUUGAAAAUCAUGAACAUGAUCAGGUAACACUGUCAGAUCUUGUGAAAAUUAUGUCAGAGCUGUGUGGGGAUGAUGAAGCAUAUGGUACAGCUUAUAUGAAAAAAAGAAUGAUUGAACAUUUUUGGGAUGCUAUCAUUAUAUCAGAACUGAAUGGGAAACAUGACGUUGUAACAUUUAAAAGUACAGCUCAUUCCAUUUUACAUUCUUUUUAUAAUAGAAAUGGCAAACAAGAUAGUGAAUCAGAACAGAAAGCUAUCAUACUAACAGCAGCAAAACUUAUUAUCAGUGAUAUAAAGUCUGGCGAGUAUUCAAAAGAAAUUUAUCCAACAGCAUCCGAAAUUAUGUCACUUGAAUCUAACCUUAAGUAUGUCCCUGAAAGUCUCCAAAUAUUCCUAAAUAAGAUAAUUGAUAACAAACAAGGAGAAAAGAAGAUUGCAUCUAUAGGUCAAGCAAUUGUGCAAGCUGCUUGCCCAAGGAGUGUUAUCGCACCACUACAGAUAGGUUUAGGUGUGCAAGUCCAUCAUCUAGUUGGCUCUAAAAUGCUACUUGAAUCUUUACAUAGUCUUGGUUUCUGUUCCUCUUAUCAAGAAGUUCUGAAAUAUGAAUCUUGUGCUGCAGUUACACAGGGAACAACUAUUCACACAACUAAUAAUGAAUUUGUGCAAUACAUAGCCGACAAUGUCGAUCAUAACAUUUGUACAUUGGAUGGACUGAACACAUUUCAUGGGAUGGGCAUAAUUGCAGCUGUUACUCCUAGACUUAAAACGAAUCAAAUUAUCCCACGUGUACAUGUAGCAAAUGAAGAGGUAACUGAUAUUGCAAAAAUUGACAUUCAUUUCUACAAACAAAAGAGUAACAAAAUGGAAGAGAUGAUAUUUAAACAUUUAAUUGAUUUAGCAGACAUUGAAGAACCACUGAGAGAACUUGACUUCCUGAUUAAAAUUG
Molecule: messenger RNA, 2494 nt
Organism: Mercenaria mercenaria
Lineage: Eukaryota; Metazoa; Mollusca; Bivalvia; Venerida; Veneridae
Exons: 3
Coding region: 887-1519 (210 amino acids)
Source: RefSeq, a predicted model, not a curated record